Molecule: messenger RNA, 1248 nt
Organism: Pseudomassariella vexata
Lineage: Eukaryota; Fungi; Ascomycota; Sordariomycetes; Amphisphaeriales; Pseudomassariaceae
Product: kinase-like domain-containing protein
Exons: 2
Coding region: 343-1086 (247 amino acids)
Biological process (GO): protein phosphorylation
Molecular function (GO): ATP binding; protein kinase activity
Source: RefSeq, a predicted model, not a curated record
UGUGGAUCUAAGUGUGGCCCUAGGCCCCACAAAAGUGGAAAUAAAGCCAACGCUGUUACCGCGUUACAUAGAAACCUAGACUUAUCAUCAAUCAAUCCACGAAUCAACAGAUCUGACCACACAGCUGACUUGGCACGAAUUCCAUGAACUUGACAUUCGUGACAUGAGUCCAGUGCGGUAGAUCGACCAGGAUACUCACUUGUCCCAACUAAGCUCAUAAACUCCCAACCGCGGUGGUUUCAAUUGCGAAGAUUUGCCGCAGGCACCGAUUCGGCUCAAUCACUUCAGCAGCUCUGUCACUGCUGCUACGUUUAGUUUCGACCUGACUCACCCUUCAUCGACAUGGCGCAGGAGCUGCGCGAGGAAGGAUGUUUUGCUAAAACAUAUGAACGAAAAUACUAUCACCGCCACGGCACCUUCAUCAAGCGAACUCUACGGCCUCGGGAGUUUCGUACUGGACAUCUCGGUCUCCACAUCCCGCGGGUGAAUAAAGAGAGGCUUAGGAACGAAGCGGAAUCGUUGAGAUUUAUCCGUCAGCACACCAAUAUUCCAGUCCCAACUGUAUAUUGCGAUUUCGAGGAUGACGAAGCCUAUUACCUGAUCGAGGAAUAUGUCGACGGGGCUAGCAUGUCAGAUCUCUCGGAAGACGAGAAAAAACUGCGCUUAGAGCUCAAGACCCAUCUUACCACUCUCAAGACCCUGAAGUCCAACCGAAUCGGGGGCCCGACAGGGCUUGUGAUCCCUCCGUACCGGGUCAUGCGACGCACGGAUGAGGAUGCUUGGGCUCUUCGACCGUCAAAUUCGGAUGAAUACGUGUUCUGCCACAACGAUCUAUCUCAGCAAAAUGUCGUUGUCGACCCGUUGACUUUAAAAAUUCAGGCUAUUGUUGAUUGGGAAUACGCCGGCUUCUUUCCAUCUUGUUUCCAAUGGCCAUUUUAUAAUCGUCUUGGCCCUUCCUCUGCUUUGGAAGGAGAGACAGAUGACUCUUUCGAGCUGCUCGACUUUCUUCAAUCUCAAGUCGAGGCAGGGCAGGUGUUGGACCAAAUUGACCGUCAAAAGACGAGGGACCCACUCGCUAUAGGAUGAGGUAUUUUUGGUAUUUAUAAGGUCUGACAGCAGAACUUAAGUAUAUCCUUGGAUGUCGAUACCAUUGGUUCAUUCGACAACGGCAAGGCCCGACUAUCGUAAAGUAGCCUCCGAAUUGCGCUUGCCACGAUCAGAUCCCAGAACGACAAUCACGGUUCCCGC